GCUUUAAGGCUGGUCAAUUCUGCAAGAAAGAAAGAAGACAUCGAGGAGACUGUCUCAGGUCUCUCAGGACUCCCUGCCCUUAUCUGUUGGUCUUAAUACCACCUGAACAUAGAAAAGUGGAGAGAAUCGCACCACAUCGAGGAAGAUCAGCUGCAGUGGCUGCUUGGUGGUGCUGGGGUUGCUGCUGACCAGUGCAAUCAUCAGGUCUACACCCACCUAGGACCUGUCCAUCCUCCUCUGGCUCGGUUUCGCCUCUUCUGCACUGUGUCUGUGUUAUUGACUGAGACUGCUUGGGUAGGAGCCUCCUUGAGUGCUGGAUUGACACUCGGGUCUAAUUCUUUUCAAUCUCAUAGCCUCACGUACCAAAGAGUGUUGUGAAGAUCAAUCCUGUAACAUAGCUGUAGUGAAGGUUUACUGUUGUUAAUUGGUAUACCUCGGGGCAUUAUAUAACAUAUACAAUGACUAGGGCAGAGAUGGAGCCUGGUGCCCAGGCAAAGGCUGAAAAUAAGCCUGGGGAUGAGAAUGCCAAUACCAAUGUUGCUGAGGUAGAGAAUGAAGCCCCAUUGGUGGUCAGACCCAAGGUUAGGACACAGAUAAUGACUGGAGCAAGGCCCAAAGUGAAGCCUAGAGCUCCUCCUGGAGCAAGACCUAAGAUUGAAGCCAGUUCACCAGGUGGGGCAUAUCCUAAGUAUAAGCCCAAGUCAAUCCCUAUUUCACGAUCGAGAAAUGAUUCCCAGGUCUGGGCCCCAAAUAAGUUUCGGGCAGAUCCCAUGUCAAAGAUGGGCAAGCAGUGUCACAUGAGUACUGCAAACUCUCCACUGGUCAGUACUGAUUCUGGGGUGAUUGCUCAAGCUAAGUGCCUAUCUGUUGAUAGAGAACUUGGUAAUAUGGACACUGAGAGUUAUCCCAGAAGGGCUAAUUCUCAAGCAGGAUUCCAGCCUUCCUUUGGCCCAGAGGAGGGAACCAGUAUGGGGACCUGGUACCGUUCCAGGCCUACCCCCAAAGGAGAGGCUUAUGAGAAUUCUGAAUUCAGAUGGGCAGAUAAGCCCUCAGGAAAUUCCUCCUUCUGGAAUAGAGAUGAAACCAGUACAAGAUUUCGUCCUAGGAAAAACAUGAAGGCCAAUAAUCCCAGGUUCAGACACAUGGCCAAACAGGAGGCAAAUAACAUGCCUAGGCACAAAAACAAACAAGAGUUCUAUAAUAUUUCUAGUUCUGAUUCUGAGGAUGAGUCUGCUAAGACUCCCUGGUUCUGGGCCAAAGAAAAGACCAAAGUCUGGUCUAGGCCCAAAGAAGAGCCCAAUAAUAAUAGGUCCUGGUUUAGGCCUAAGAAAGAAGUCCAUGUUGAAUCUACUUCUGGGUCUGAAUGUGAAAAUCAUACAAAAUCUUCAUUCUGCUCUGGAGAAGAGGCCAAAUCUAGAACCAAACCCAGAGUUAGGAAAGGGGUCAAUAUGAGGGCCAGACACCAGGCCAAGCGAGAAGCUUACAAUGAUGUCCCAUCUGGGUCUGUAGAUACAAGUAAAAAAGAGUCCUGGUUCUUGCCUGAAGAUAAGGCUAGUGCUUUUGCAAAGUCUAAGAUAAAGAAAGAGCCCAGAACCAGAGCAAUGCCAAAGGAAGAAGUCAAAACCAAGGCCAGAGCAAGUACCAAACAAGAAGCCAGGUCAGAGGAGGAAGUCCUCGUUGGAGCGUGGUUCUGGGAUACCAAGGAAUCCCGGAUGGUAGAUAGGGUAAUCACCAAGCCCAGUCUACAUGUAGAGGAAGAGCCCAUUGUUGGAGAUUGGUUCUGGAGUGAAGAAGAAGCCAGUGUGGACUCUGAGACUUGUUGUGUAUCCAGACCAAGGGCUAAGGAGGAACAAGUUAGUACUUUCUCUUUAGGUUCUGGGAAGAAGACCGGUAUUGAAAAUGGGCCUAAGGCUAACUCUAAGUCUGUAUCAGUAGCUAAUGAGGAUGAGAACAUUAUUGGGUCCUGGUUCUGGGCUGAUGAUGAAGAUGUCAACUUGCAGGCUGAGGAUGAGUCCAUUUUUGGAUCUUGGUUCUGGGGUAUUGGUGAGAACAGCUUGAGAUCUGUUAGAGUCGGUUGUGAGAAGAUGCCAAAGUCUGAGGAAAAAGAAGUUACUGAUUCCUGGUUCUGGGCUGGAGAAGUCAGUACAGAGGCCGAGGUUGAAGACCAGGCCAGGCCAGCAUCUACAAAAGGGACAAUCUUUGUGCCUUGGUUUUGGUCUGAAAAGCAGGCACAUGUGGAUUUAGGAACCGAACCUUGCUCUGACAUCAUGGCAGGAGCUGAGGAAGAGCCCAUAAUUGGGCCCUGGUUCUGGGCUAAAGUAGACAAUAGUGUGGAGGCUGAAGUUAACAGUAAGUCUAGCCUGGAGGAUGAGGAAGAGCCAAUUAUAUCACCUUGGUUUGGUGCCAGAGAACAAGCCAAUAUGAAGUAUGCAGCUGGUGCCAGAUACAAGCCUGUGGCAGAAGCCGAGGAUACUAAUAAAGAAUCUUGCCUCUGGGCAAAGGAACCCAGGUUGUAUCCUACCAAUAGAGAAAGCUCGAAGUCUACUCUGAAAGAGCAGGGGGACACUGUUGAUUCAUGGCUCUGGUCCAAUAAUUAUCCAAGAACAGAGGCCAUUGCAGGGUCCUGGUUAUGGGCUGCAGAAGAAGGAAAUAUAGAUGAUGAGACUGGAGAGGAGAUCAAGCUACCAACUUUAGAAGACAACAUAUUCAGUUCUUGGUUCUGGAAGGAUGAUGAAGAAACUGUUGUAGAGGCUACCAACAUACAGGAAUCCAGGCCAGAAGCUGAAGAGGAAGACAUUAUUGGCUCUUGGUUUUGGGCUGGAGAUGAGGACAAAUUUCAGCCAGCUACUGAGAUUCAUGAAGAGAACAAGACAGCAUCUGAAGAGGAAGAUACAGUUGGAUCCUGGUUCUGGGGCAAGGAAGAGGCCAGUCUAGAGCCAAUGAGAAGGGGCACUUUUGAGUCCACACCUGGAAUUAAGGAGGAGGAAAUUACUGGGUCAUGGUUCUGGAGUGGAGAAGCCAAAAUUGGGGCUGGGUCCCAGACAGUCGAAACUGGGUCAGAAACUGAAGAGGAGGCAAUUUUUGAGUCUUUGAUCUGGGCUGCAAAAAAGAACAAUGUAAGAGCAGGAGUAAACCGUGUGUCCCAGCCAGAGGGUGAGGGCGAAGUGGUUGUUGAGUCCCAGUUCCGGUCUAGUGACAAAGCCACUGAAAAAUCUGAAACUGUGGUUAUCAGUGAGUCCAGUCCAGAAAAUAAGGAAGGGCCAAUUGUUGAGUUUGGGUCAAGAGCAAAAGAUGAGGCAAUUAACAAGACUGGCAGUGAAGAUAACUGUGAAUCUAAUACAGAAGCUGAAAACAUGGUGGGAUCCUGGUUCUGGGAAGGAGAUGAAACUGGCUUUGAGUCAAAUCCUACCCCUGUGUUCAAGGCCACUUGUGAGCCUAAGUCUUCAGCUGAGCAGGAACCUGAUCCUUCCCGCAGACCCCAGAGCUGGGACGAGGUCACUGUUCAGUUCAAGCCUGGUCCAUGGGGAAAGGCUGGCUUCCCAUCCAUAAGCCCUUUCAGGUUUCCCAAAGAAGCAGCAUCUCUGUUUGCUGAAAUGUUUGGGGGAAAACCUAGGCUUGACAACCUUGGUCCAGAAGGAGAGCAGGGAUCUUCAGGUCAACCCGAAUCUGAGUUCCCAUUUCAGUAUGAUCCCUCUUACCGAUCAGUCCAGGAAAUUCGAGAGCAUCUUAAGGCCAGGGACAGUGCGCAGCCUGAGAGCUGGUCCUGUAGCUGCGUACAGUGUGAUCUUAGAAUUAGUUCUGAGGAGUUUGAGGAACUUCUUUUAAUAAUGGACAGAAAUCAAGACCCCUUUAUUCAUGAAAUAUCUAAAAUUGCAAUGGGCAUGAGGAGCGCUUCUCCGUUUACCCGAGAUUUCAUUCGAAACUCGGGUGUCAUCUCACUGAUUGAAGCCUUACUUAACUAUCCGUCCUCCCGAGUUAGGACAACAUUUUUGGAAAAUAUGGUUCGCGUGUCUCCACCUUAUCCAGAUCUGAACAUGAUUCAGACAUACGUGUGUCAGGUUUGUGAGGAUACCUUUGAUUAUGACUUGGAUUCCCCUGAUCAGUUGUCUGGAUUGACAAUGAUUACACAUCUCACUGCUACUUCUGACUAUCAUAAAAUGGUUGCCAAAUAUUUGUCUGGGUUUUUCUACUUACUAAGUUCAGGCAAUACUAAAACAAGGCUUCAUGUUCUGAAAUUGCUACUGAAUUUGUCUGAAAAUCUUGUCAUGACAAAACACCUGCUUACUACCGCAUCAAUGUCAGAAUUUAUGGCCCUCUUUAAUAAGGAGGAUUCAAAUGACAAUGUUCAGAUUGUUCUUGCAAUAUUUGAUAAUAUCAGUAAGAAUAUACAAAAAGAAGCACUAUUUGCUGAGGAUGAUGAUGAUGAUGAUGCAGUGGUGAAUCUUGAGCCACUUAUUUCUGCAUUCCAAGAGAUUGAGAAGAUUGCUAAGCAACUGAAACGCAAUCCUGACAAUCAAAAAUCACCCUGAAGCAGAACAAGAAAAUUAAUAUACUUAACCAUUUGCCUAUGACUGUCCUUGUGUUCCUGAGUCAUAUGCUCCUCAAAUAAUGCUUUGGUUUCCCAGCUGAUUGCGUGUGUCAGUGUACCUCUUUAAUGCUGGUGAUAAUUUGCCCAAUGCUUGUGUAACCUGUAUCGCUUCUCUGAUGCCAAAUGAAUAUGCAACUGAAAACGCAUUGUUGAUGAUACUUGUUUUGUUGAUUGUGAUGUUCAGAAUGUGAGUUGAAAGUGAACUGAGCCACUGUAAAUAAGAUACCCUUCUAAUUGUUCUCAUGUGCAUCUGUUUGAGUCUUGUGCUUCAAUAAAGUUCUGUGUUAAAGUUA
Messenger RNA from Onychomys torridus (southern grasshopper mouse), 4881 nucleotides. RefSeq names its product G protein-coupled receptor associated sorting protein 1 (gene Gprasp1). NCBI's taxonomy places the organism in Eukaryota, Metazoa, Chordata, Mammalia, Rodentia, Cricetidae. The transcript is spliced from 3 exons. The record is from RefSeq and is a predicted model, not a curated record. Bases 459 to 4529 code for a protein of 1356 amino acids.